AUGAGAAAUCUAAAAUUAUUUCAGAGCUUGGAGUUCAGGGAUAUUCAGGAUCCAGGGAAACCUCAGUGCUUCUCUCUAACUGAACAAGGCACAGUGCUACAUGUCUCAGAACACGGACUGAUAGAAGUAGACCCUGUCACAAGAGAGGUGAAAAAUGACACUCCUUUGUUGGCAGAAGGCUUUCUCCCAGAGGAUGGAAGCGGCUGCAUUGUUGGUAUUCAGGAGUUGCUGGAUCACAAGUCUGUGUGUGUGGCCACAGCCUCUGGAGAUGUCCUACCUUGCAGUCUCAACACACAGCAGGUAACUGGAUGGGUCGGGAGUGUAGCCAGUUGUAUCUCUGUCAUGAGUUGGAGUCCUGACCAAGAACUGGUGCUUCUUGUCACAGGUCAACAGACCCUAAUUAUGAUGACAAAAGAGUUGGAACCAGUCAUGGAACAGCAAAUCCACCAGGAUGAUUUUGGUGAAAGUAAAUAUAGCUUUCUUAAUGAAGAGGCUGAGCAGAAAGCGUCAUUUGAAAAAGAAAAGGGUGUCCUCAUCCCUCUCCAGCAAGUGGUACAAAGUCUGGUCCUCUGGCCCCUGCCUCUGACGGCCUUCAUUUCAUUUUCCCCUGCAGUUCAUCUCUGGACUGUUGGAAAGUAUCACUGGUAUCUCAAGCAAAGCCUGCCCUUCGGCACCUGUGGGAAGAGCAAAAUUGUGUCCCUGAUGUGUGGCCCGGUGACCCCAUACCGGCUGCAUGUUCUCUGUCAAGGCUGGCAUUACCUCUGCUAUGACUGGCACUGAACGACUGACCAGAGCUCAGGAGAUAAUUUAAGUGACAUGGCAAAUGUGGCUGUUGUUGAUGGAAACAGGGUAUUCGUGACAGUCUUCCGGCAGAGUGUGGUUCCACCACCCAUGUGCACCUACCGACUGCUGCUCCCACACCCUGUAAAUCAAAUCAUAUUCUCCACACACCCUAAGAAGAGUAACGACCUCACUCUCCUAAAUGCCAGUAACCAGAUUUUUGUUUAUAAAUGUGGUGAUAGUCCCAUCGUAGACUCUAUGGUGAAACUGGGAGCUGUGGGUGGAAAUGGAUUUAACAUUUCUCUUAGAACACCUCAUCUGGACAAGAGAUUCAUAAUUCAGUUUGAGAACAGUGAAGAUGAAGAAGUAAAUGCACUGAAGCUCAGCAUUCUCACCUGGGUUCAGGAAGACGUUUUCCUGGCUGUGAGCCACAGUCAGUCCAGCCCACAGUCUGUCAUUCACCAUCUGACUGUGGCCCCUUCUGAGAUGGAAUAACGAGCAGGGACAGCUCAAUAUUAGGCAUUCCAACAAUUCCCUGUAUUCCAUGUGUUAAUAUGCAGAUAGAGUUAGUCUUCUGUCUUUUAUGAGCCUAGGACAUUAUUUUUUAAUUCCACUUAGCAGGGUUGAGGGGCAGUGGCUUCCUUUUUAGACAUACUUAGCAAGAGGGUUAAGUCUAGUUUUUAGUCAUGUCAAAAUAUAGACUAAAAUGCAUCAAGAAUUGG
Kogia breviceps (pygmy sperm whale) is the source of this 1502-nucleotide messenger RNA. Lineage: Eukaryota; Metazoa; Chordata; Mammalia; Artiodactyla; Physeteridae. The record is from RefSeq and is a predicted model, not a curated record.